Molecule: messenger RNA, 2061 nt
Organism: Dichomitus squalens LYAD-421 SS1
Lineage: Eukaryota; Fungi; Basidiomycota; Agaricomycetes; Polyporales; Polyporaceae
Product: general substrate transporter
Exons: 19
Coding region: 134-1693 (519 amino acids)
Biological process (GO): transmembrane transport; carbohydrate transport
Cellular component (GO): membrane
Molecular function (GO): carbohydrate:proton symporter activity
Source: RefSeq, a predicted model, not a curated record
CGUCCUCCGUCACCACCGCCAGCAUCAGCCUGCGCUCGCCCUCUGGCUGAUUCGCCCCUUCUUUAAUUCAGACUGUCACUACCUGCCCCCAGACGACACACCUCUCUCUCCUUCUCUUCUCUGCAGAUGCACCAUGCCGCCAAGAUCCCGCAGUCGCCUCGUGGGCCAGCCCUUACUGUAUGCGAUAUCCGUCUUUGCUAGCUUGGGUGUCUUCCUGUUUGGUUAUGAUCAAGGCGUCAUGUCUGGCGUGAUCACCGGCCCUUACUUCCGGAAGUUCUUCAACGAGCCUGAUGCCAUUCAGGUCGGGACCAUGGUCGCCGUGCUGGAGAUAGGAGCGUUCAUCACGUCUGUCGCUGCGGGACAGAUUGGCGAUAACAUAGGCAGACGAGGCACGCUCUUCAGCGGAGCCGUCGUCUUUGCCAUCGGCGGCGCUAUCCAGACCUUCACUCCAGGCUUCUGGGUCAUGGUCUUGGGUCGUAUCAUCUCGGGUUUCGGAGUCGGAUUGCUCUCGACUAUUGUCCCUAUUUACCAGAGCGAGGUUUCCCCUCCAAACCACCGCGGCGCUCUCGCGUGUAUGGAGUUCACCGGCAACAUAUUCGGUUACGCGUCUUCUGUGUGGAUUGACUACUUCUGCUCUUACAUUGACUCCGACCUCUCGUGGCGUAUACCACUGUUCAUUCAAUGCGUCAUUGGUGCGAUCCUCGCGGCGGGCUCGCUUGUGAUGCCGGAAAGUCCGCGGUGGCUAAUUGAUGUAGAUCGGGACGAAGAGGGGAUGAAAGUAAUUGCCGACCUCCAUGGCGGUGAUCCCGAGGACCUCGUAGCCAAGGCCGAAUUCCAGGAAAUCAAAGAUAGAGUCAUCUUCGAGCGUGAGAGUGGUGAAGGCCGGACGUACGCGAACAUGUGGAAGCGGUACAAGAAGCGCGUACUACUUGCUAUGUCAUCUCAAGCCUUUGCUCAGCUAAAUGGCAUCAAUGUCAUCUCAUACUAUGCCCCACGAGUGUUCGAAGAGGCCGGAUGGAUUGGACGAGAUGCUAUUCUCAUGACUGGAAUCAACGCGAUCAUAUAUAUUCUGAGCACGCUUCCUCCGUGGAUCCUAGUUGACCGUUGGGGACGCCGUGUUAUCCUCCUGAGCGGUGCUGUCGUCAUGGCCAUAUCGCUUGGCUUUACCGGAUGGUGGAUGUACAUUGACGUGCCUGAGACGCCUCAAGCCGUCGUUGUAUGCGUUAUCAUCUUCAAUGCUGCCUUCGGAUACAGCUGGGGACCUAUCCCUUGGCUCUACCCUCCUGAGAUCAUGCCUUUGACGGUCCGCGCAAAGGGUGUUUCUUUAUCAACGGCCACGAACUGGGCAUUCAACUUCCUUGUAGGGGAGAUGACUCCGUACCUGCAAGAAGCGAUCGAAUGGAGAUUGUAUCCUAUGCAUGGCUUCUUCUGUGUCUGCAGCUUCGUUCUCGUGUACUUCUUGUACCCUGAGACGAAGGGUGUCCCGCUGGAGGAGAUGGACGCAGUCUUCGGUGAAGAGGAGCUCGAGGAACGCCUAGAAGACGAGGCAUCGGAACGUGGAUCUCUGCUGUCUCAACGGUCCAGCCGGUCUCGCCGAAGCCACACGCGGACUCCAAGCCACGGGCUGGUGAGCCGCCUAUUGGGCCGCAAAGGAAGGGCAAAUUAUCAGCCCAUAGAAGACAGCGACGAAUAGGAACUCGCGAGGAUGAACAGCAGUGUAGUCGAGGGCGAUCAUCCCGACGUGUUGCCUCGGCGUCCGACGCCCAUCGUCCACUCGGACGAGAGCGACGACGAUUGACCGAGGUGAUCGUGUGCAGGGCGAGACAGGAUGACCGCCAAGUGGUAAUGUAUUUGGUAGUUAGACUGUCUUCUUCACUACCACUGUCCAUCCUCACCCAUACAGUCUAGACAGCUGCUACCGUAGCUACUACCACACUAAUCCGUCCUGUACCAGACCCCUGCCCCACACCAUCUGCUAUCCCUUCCACACUGCACUGUAUUGUAUGCUUGUCAAGUAGUCGCUCUCGAUGCUAACUACCCAACUUCGAAUGUUCAUUUUCC